AAUUCUUCUUUACUUGUAUUUUUAUCAGCCUGAUACUCUGUACUUGAAGCAUUAAAGUACUUCGCACAUGUUCAAUUCAUUCAUCAUGUCAUCGAACAAGAGCUACAGUUACAGUUCAUCCUCUGUUUCUUUCUCGUCUUCUACCACCCGUGACGGAAAGACCACAGGGUCACGUUUUGCCGAGCAUACCACCAGUGACCCGUCAGGUACCACGACGCAUUUUGCCUCGCAGCGUUCUGGCGAGCCACUCCACCAUGAGCGCCGUGAAUACGAUUCUUCAGGCCGUCUCACGUCUUCCGAAGGCCGAGCUCUGGGAGGUAGCGGCGUGGAUACGAGACGCCGCAUCGAAGAUGUCUCAGAUGAGCAGAGAGAGAAUGAUAAGUUGUAUGAGGAGCGCAUUGAGGAUGAAUAUGCGAAGAGAGAGGGCGGUGCAUAGAAUAGAAACAAGUUAUAUUGUGCUGGGGGAAUGAGGGUUACAGACUUCGUACUAUGUUUAACAUGAAUAUAUGCA
This is a messenger RNA of Annulohypoxylon maeteangense, 511 nucleotides long. RefSeq lists its product as uncharacterized. The record is from RefSeq and is a predicted model, not a curated record. The transcript has a single exon. Bases 68 to 436 code for a protein of 122 amino acids. Lineage: Eukaryota; Fungi; Ascomycota; Sordariomycetes; Xylariales; Hypoxylaceae.